UUCUCCCAUUCAGCCAGCGUGCGCGCUGCCGGCUGCCGCGCUCUGUCUCUCGUGCGGCAGUUGGGCGACCGCCGACCGCCGCCGCCGUGUCCGUCACAAUUAAUCCUCGUCUGUUGCCGGGCUCCUCCUCCCGCUCGUCGCCGCCUCCGAGAUCCACCGCCGCUGUCGAGCUCCUUCCCCGCGCGCGGCCGUUAGACUCCUCUCCACGCGUCGCCGACUUUGCGCUUCAAGCUCCGCUGCGCUAGCUCCGAGAUCCUCCACUGCCGUGCUCCGAGAUCCGCCGCCGCCACCGAGCUCCUUCUCCGUGCGCGGCUGCUGGGCUCCUCUCCAGGUGCUGCCAACUCCGUGGAAUCGGGCUCCUUCCCUUCCCGACGAUGCAGGCAAAGGGAGGCUGAUACUUCCAUGCCGCAGUUGAAGAUUUGAUCAGCUAUUGCCUUCACUGCUGGCCUGUUCUCCUCUGGAGUUACAAGGAAGCCAUGGCGGGCCGGGAGGAGAGAUAUGUGAGGUUUCAGGACUGGAAAUCAGAGCAAUCUGUUUCUGUUACUUCAGAUAGGGUAAACUCAGAAAGAGGGCAUACCAUCUUUGGUUUGUUAAAGGACACAACUGCAGGAGCCUUUUCAUUCCUGGGGAACUCUUCACAUUCUGAAGCUCUAAACAAAUCAGGCCCAGAGGAAAAGAAGUCCAAAACAAGAGUUCUUGAUCCUCAAGGGCCAUUUUUGCAGAGAUGGAACAAGAUAUUUGUGAUAUCAUGUCUUUUUGCAGUUUUUGUGGACCCAUUGUUCUUGUAUAUCCCAGUAAUUGAUGGUGGCAAGAACUGCCUGUACUUGGACAAGAAGUUAGAGACCGUAGCAAGUAUCCUGCGCUUUUUCACAGACAUCUUCUAUUUACUCCAUAUGCUAUUUCAGUUCAGAACAGGCUUUAUUGCUCCCUCUUCUAGAGUGUUCGGUCGGGGUGUCUUGGUCAAGGACACAUUUGCAAUAGCAAAGCGAUAUAUAUCAACACUGUUCCUGGUGGAUUUCUUAGCAGUUCUGCCCCUCCCUCAGGUUUUUGUGUUGGUGGUGCUGCCUACUCUCCAAGGUCCUGAAGUUAUGAAGGCAAAAAUUGUACUACUGGUUAUUAUUAUUUGUCAGUAUGUGCCUCGACUGCUCCGAAUAAUACCACUUUACCUUCAAAUCACGAGAUCUGCUGGCAUACUUACAGAGACAGCAUGGGCUGGUGCUGCUUUCAACCUUAUAAUUUAUAUGCUUGCCAGUCAUGGCUUUGGAGCUCUUUGGUACAUUCUUUCCAUACAGCGAGAAGACACCUGUUGGAGACAAGCAUGUAACAAUCAGACUAGCUGUGAGCUUACAUCUUUAUACUGUGGGUAUCAUCCACUUGCAAAUAAUUCUUUCUUACAAAGUGCAUGCCCAACAAAUAGCACUUCCAAUUCCAAUCCAGACCCGAUAUUUGGAAUCUUUCUACCAGCUCUCCAAAAUGUUUCACAAUCAACAAGUUUCUUUGAAAAACUAUUCUAUUGCUUUUGGUGGGGCCUACAGAAUCUAAGUUCCCUUGGCCAGAACAUGAAAACAAGCACUAAUACGUUGGAGAAUCUGUUUGCUGUUUUUGUCUCGACAUCGGGUUUGGUUCUAUUUGCACUACUUAUUGGUAAUGUGCAGACCUAUUUACAGUCAGCUUCUGUGCGUAUAGAAGAAAUGAGAGUGAAAAGGCGUGAUACAGAGCAGUGGAUGGCACAUAGGUUACUCCCUGAGAAUCUCAAGGAUCGGAUUAUGCACCAUGAACAAUAUAGGUGGCAAGAAACAAGAGGGGUUGACGAAGAGGGCCUUCUUAAAAAUCUUCCCAAGGAUCUUAGAAGAGAAAUAAAGAGACAUCUUUGUUUGUCGCUUCUCAUGAAGGUUCCAAUGUUUGAAAACAUGGAUGAACAACUGUUGGAUGCCAUGUGUGAUCGUCUGAAGCCUAUGCUGUACACAGAAGGAAGCUGCAUCAUUCGGGAAGGUGACCCAGUGAAUGAAAUGCUCUUCAUCAUGAGAGGAACACUAGAGAGUACCACAACAAAUGGUGGACAAACUGGGUUCUUCAACUCUAAUGUUCUAAAAGGUGGAGACUUCUGUGGUGAAGAGCUCCUCACAUGGGCCCUUGACCCCACUUCAGCUUCAAAUCUUCCUGGCUCAACUAGGACAGUGAAGACGUUGUCUGAAGUUGAAGCUUUUGCUCUGAGGGCUGAUGACUUGAAGUUUGUUGCCACACAAUUCAGGAGGCUCCACAGCAAACAACUCCAACAUACCUUCCGAUUUUACUCACAGCAAUGGAGGACCUGGGCUGCUUGCUUCAUACAGGCAGCUUGGCACAGAUACUGCAGAAAGAAGCUGGAAGAGGCUUUAUAUGAGAAGGAGAAGAGGUUACAAGCAGCAAUUGUAAGUGAUGGCACUACUUCGCUCAGUCUUGGUGCAGCGCUCUAUGCUUCACGUUUUGCUGGCAACAUGAUGCGGAUCUUACGGAGAAACGCCACCAGAAAGGCCCGUUUGCAGGAAAGAGUACCUGCAAGACUGUUACAAAAGCCAGCAGAACCCAACUUCUUCGCUGAAGAUAGCUGAACUUGUACCCUGUAGCAAGCAGGCAUUCAUGAUCCAACCGGUAAAAUUUGUUCAUAAUUUACGAUUCGAUGCUGUAGUUAGAUCAGGUGCUCUAAAGCGUCUGGUUUAAAUCAUGUAAUUUAGUGUAUAUUUCGAUUGUAUACAUCAAUACAUGUUGCGUGUAUUACCUCUUGUGCAUUUGGGAAAGAAAAAGAAGAUGCUGUGAAUGUAAUCGAUCAAUUGUUAACUUUUUCCCCCUGUAAGGAUUGUUUGUUAACUUGGAUAUGCUCACGUGUGACGCUGUGUUGAUUUGAUA
This is a messenger RNA of Sorghum bicolor (sorghum), 2886 nucleotides long. Its product is annotated as cyclic nucleotide-gated ion channel 1. Gene Ontology annotation, molecular function: monoatomic ion channel activity. Gene Ontology annotation, biological process: transmembrane transport; monoatomic ion transport. The transcript is spliced from 8 exons. Lineage: Eukaryota; Viridiplantae; Streptophyta; Magnoliopsida; Poales; Poaceae. Gene Ontology annotation, cellular component: membrane. The record is from RefSeq and is a predicted model, not a curated record. The coding region runs from base 477 to 2591 and encodes 704 amino acids.